Nicotiana attenuata is the source of this 978-nucleotide messenger RNA. Its product is annotated as LOB domain-containing protein 16. The transcript has 2 exons. The record is from RefSeq and is a predicted model, not a curated record. Lineage: Eukaryota; Viridiplantae; Streptophyta; Magnoliopsida; Solanales; Solanaceae. Gene Ontology annotation, biological process: hormone-mediated signaling pathway; positive regulation of DNA-templated transcription. Gene Ontology annotation, cellular component: nucleus. Bases 227 to 883 code for a protein of 218 amino acids.
GCAGAAGCCAUUAAUAAAUGUCCCCUUAGAACCCUGCACACAGACCUUCUAUGUCCCCAUCUAUUCACAUUCCUUAUAAAAACUCCCCAUAAGUCCACUAUUAGCCCCACCUAAUUAUCUUCCUCUCAGUUUCAUAUCUGCACCAUUUCCUAGUGUGUUCGUGUGUCUCUUUUUUCUUCUCUUUCUUUUCUUUUUGAGCACCAGCUGUGUGUGUGUGUGUGCUAAUAUGGCUUCAGGGACAGGAUCACCUUGUGGUGCAUGCAAAUUUCUGCGCCGCAAAUGUGCUUCAGACUGUAUAUUUGCUCCUUAUUUUUGUUCAGAACAAGGGCCAGCUAGAUUUGCAGCAAUUCAUAAAGUGUUUGGAGCAAGUAAUGUUUCUAAACUAUUGCUGCAUGUUCCAGUUGCUGAUCGCUGUGAAGCUGUUGUUACCAUUGCUUAUGAAGCUCAAGCUAGGAUCAAAGAUCCUGUCUAUGGCUGUGUUGCUCAUAUAUUCGCUUUACAACAGCAGGUAGCAUACCUGCAAGCUCAACUAAUGCAAGUGAAAGCUCAGGCGGCACAAAGUUUGAUAAAUAAUUCAAGAAAUUCAGAAAAUACAUAUCCUCAAUGGCCCAACAAUAUGGCAGCAUCAGUAGGGCUAAUGGCAUCAUCUUUCCCAGCUAAUAAUAAUAAUAAUCCAACAUAUACAAUGAACUCCAACUCAUCACCACAGAGUUCAUUGGAAUCCAUUGAUCAUUACAGUGAUGGAGUGAAUGUGCAGGAGAUACAGAGCAGAUCAGACCAAGUCUUUUAUCAAGCAGCCUAUACUAAUAGCAGCAGGAAGAGACCUUCUCAAACUGAGUUGGGUGAACUUCAAGCUUUGGCUCUUAGGAUGAUGAAGAACUAAUAAUAAGUAGCCUUUUCUUACUUUAAUCAUGUGUACAUAGACUACGAGGGGGGGGGGGGGGGAGGGGGGGAGAAGAAAAAAAAACUUUGAUCUUC